AUGGGACGAACCCGACAGGUUUCGCUCCAUCAUCGCAUCACCGGUAACAUUUAUGCCUUUUUCCUGGUACCUGAUAUACCCGGCAACCCCCAGGGCCAUAAUCGUCCAGAGGAGCAGGUGGCCAAUAAUGGAAAAGGUGCGAAACAUUAUUACGAGGCUUUGAGGAAGCCCGUGGGGAAUAGGAUCAGAAUCCCCAGGAAUCGCAACGAAGAUGAUGAGAGCCGCGAUGGCAUACCCGAAGGCUAUUCCCGCAUAUCCCAGGAAGCGUUGAGAGCCUUCCCAACCCAGCUGGUGAACAUGCCGAACAGCCAGACCGGCAACUGCUGUAGCACCAAGGGACAACAAUAUAAACAGGAACUGGAAUCCCUGCCGACCGAGGAGAGACGCUUCAUCACCGACACCCGGCGGGUUGAGAGGGAAUUUGAUCUGGGUAAAGAGCGAAAUGGACCAGAAGCCCAAUGCACCACCUAUGACGGCCCAUGCCCAUAUGUUCCAGCCCGGGACUGCCUGCCUCACCAACCGGAACAAAGCCGUGAAAAACGGCACCAUAAAUGA
Messenger RNA from Geodia barretti, 555 nucleotides. The record is from the annotation of a GenBank genome assembly. NCBI's taxonomy places the organism in Eukaryota, Metazoa, Porifera, Demospongiae, Tetractinellida, Geodiidae.